AAAAUGUUGAUUUUGUUUUGAUUUUGACAGUGGUUCCCAACCGUAAUACGAAAUUUAGGUUAAUUUUGUUUUUUUCCCCGGGGUCAGUGGUGUAGUAGUAAGUGUGGUUGACUCCUACCCCUGUUUUGAAAGACAGUUUUUUCCAGACAAUACAGUCACACCCGUAUUGAAAAAAGGGAGCAAACAAAACAUGGGACAAAUGAAAAUCAUUUAAUGAUGGUGUCCGACUGAUUGGUGUAACGCAACGAGAUUUAUCAGGAGGUUUAUCAAUUAAUGCAUGCAAAAAUUGAACGAUAGGAUUAGUUUCCCCAAAUGUUUUAGACCCAAGUGGGCGUACGAUCUUGGAGUUCCGUCUAGAACAAGGUAUUGAUUUGUAGUGAGUUUUGCACAAAGUUCGUAAAGAAGCACCCCUGCCUACACCAUUUAGUUAGUACAACAGACAAACUUGACCAAUUCUCACCUACUUCUUGGCACCACACUUGAAUGAACACCGACCUCCCGCCACCAGCAAGAACGCUUUUCCGAAGCUCGAUGCGCUAUGCCGUUCAUGCAGAGUGUUCAGAACAUUGCUGACCGCCAAACUCGCCAACGGACAUCGCGCGCGCGUGUGCUACCCGAAGAAAUCCUCGAUUUUAUUGCCUAUAAUAACUUGAUUGCACCGUUCGAAGGUGCUCAGUCGAAUCGCGAACGACGCGCAAUGGACGCAGGAUUGACCGCGGCAGAUUGUCCGGGAAACGCACCGAGGAGACAACACUACGAGAAGAACUCCAAGAACCAGCAACGAGCUGAGCAGGACAUCAACAACAACAACUCCAACAUCUACAACAAUGGGGCUGUGCAUAUCUUCACCGGGAAUGAGAAGCAACGGCGGCCAGCAGCGGCGAUGGCCGGCCAGGUGGUCUAUGACCGGAACGUGGACCGAGUGCGGCCACAGCUGGACAACGAGUGGAGCAACUACGAGAACACUCCGAACCGAGCGGCACAGGAAACGUUUUACCGGAAUCGGAGCAGCAUCGAGAGUGCCGAGAGUCGACGAUCGUCGGCUAGGAAUGGGGAUGAUGAUGAGGGACCGAUCAGCACCGAGACGUACCGAACUGUGGUGGAGAAUGCGAUGAACGUGGCCUUCCUGGCGGCCAACACGAACCAGCUGCGGCUGCUGACCGAAACCCAGCAGGCAGCACCAUCCUACCAGGCCUCCAUCGGGAUGGUCAUCACGUCGCUGGUGCUGCAGGUGCUGGUCGGGGUGUCGAUGGUCACAAUAUCGAUCAAGAACGAUCGGCGGUGGCGCAAGCUGAAAACGAUCGCCUCUGUCGGGGUGGCCGUUAUUGCGAUCAUCAACCUCAUUGUGCUUUCGUUGUUGAAUGCGGUUAUGUUACAAUAAAGUGUGUUAUAUUUGUGUUAUUUUGGAA
This is a messenger RNA of Culex quinquefasciatus (southern house mosquito), 1409 nucleotides long. RefSeq lists its product as uncharacterized. The transcript is spliced from 2 exons. Gene Ontology annotation, cellular component: membrane. NCBI's taxonomy places the organism in Eukaryota, Metazoa, Arthropoda, Insecta, Diptera, Culicidae. Gene Ontology annotation, biological process: tissue regeneration; cell adhesion. The record is from RefSeq and is a predicted model, not a curated record. The coding region runs from base 539 to 1381 and encodes 280 amino acids.